AUGUUAGCGUAUGUUGUUAAAUCUGGAAGCGACGGGGGAUUUGCUAGACGGAAAUAAUAUAAUUUUACUGUUGAGAAACGUGCACGUAAUCCUCAGAUUAUUGGAUUUUCUUUUAAAAAUACCGAUCUUCAUUUGAAGUUAGCAUCUUGGGACUCUCCUAAGAGAAAGUUAGUUCGAUAUUUUUCAGGAGUAAUGUCGAAUCCUGGGACUCGACGGAACGGGUCAAGCAUCAAAAUCAGACUGACAGUAUUAUGUGCCAAGAAUCUAGCAAAAAAAGACUUCUUCCGGUUGCCAGACCCUUUUGCCAAAGUCGUCGUAGAUGGCUCAGGCCAGUGCCACUCCACAGACACAGUCAAGAGCACAUUGGACCCCAAAUGGAACCAGCAUUAUGACUUAUAUAUUGGGAAAACUGACUCAAUCACUAUUAGUGUAUGGAACCAUAAGAAGAUCCAUAAAAAGCAAGGGGCUGGCUUCCUAGGCUGUGUGAGGCUCCUGUCCAAUGCCAUCAGCAGACUCAAAGACACAGGCUACCAGCGUCUGGACUUGUGCAAGCUGAACGCCUCAGACAGCGAUGCAGUGCGAGGUCAGAUAGUCGUUAGCCUCCAGACCAGAGACAGGAUUGGCAGUGGCGGACCUGUGGUAGACUGUAGAGGACUGUUAGAAAAUGAAGGACCAGUCUAUGAGGACUCUGGACCAGGGCGGCCCCUCAGUUGUUUUGUGGAGGAGCCUUUGCCCUACACAGACCCCACGGGGGCCGCCGGCGGGGGUAACUGCCGAGCUCUGGAGUCGCCCAGUCAGGAGCAGAGGCUCCAAGCACAACGCGUCCGAAACCAGGAGACCAGGGGUCACGCGCACACCCCUCAAAACCGGCCGCAUGGGCACCAGUCACCCGACUUGCCUGAAGGCUACGAGCAGAGGACCACUGUGCAGGGCCAGGUCUACUUCUUGCACACACAGACCGGCGUGAGCACGUGGCAUGACCCCAGAAUACCACGGGAUCUGAACAGUGUGAGCUGUGAGGAGCUGGGCCCUCUGCCGCCUGGCUGGGAGAUCAGGAGCACAGUGUCAGGAAGGAUUUAUUUUGUCGACCACAAUAACAGAACCACACAAUUCACAGACCCCAGAUUACACCACAUCAUGAGCAGUCAGAACUCUCAGGUAAAGGAGUCGAGCCAGGCUUUGCCAGCACAGAUGGAGGUUCCUGUGGAGGAGGUGGAGGGAGAGCUGUCUAUGCGCUAUGAGAGGGACCUUGUGCAGAAGCUGAAGGUGCUGCGUCAUGAGCUCUCCCUGCAGCAGCCCCAGGCUGGCCACUGCCGCAUAGAAGUAUCCCGCGAGGAGAUCUUUGAGGAGUCUUACAGGCAAAUCAUGAAGAUGAGGCCCAAGGACCUGAAGAAGCGGCUCAUGGUCAAGUUCCGUGGAGAAGAGGGCUUGGAUUACGGUGGAGUGGCGAGGGAGUGGUUGUAUCUCCUUUGUCAUGAGAUGCUGAAUCCAUACUAUGGCCUGUUCCAGUACUCCACAGAUAACAUCUACACGCUGCAAAUAAACCCAGACUCAUCCAUCAACCCUGACCACUUGUCAUACUUCCACUUUGUGGGGCGAAUCAUGGGCCUGGCUGUGUUCCACGGCCACUACAUCAACGGUGGAUUCACACUACCCUUUUACAAGCAGCUUCUGAGCAAGCCCAUCCAGCUCUCUGACCUGGAAACCGUGGACCCUGAGCUCCACAAAAGCCUUGUCUGGAUCCUGGAGAAUGACAUCACAUCUGUCCUGGAUCAUACGUUCUGUGUAGAACACAAUGCCUUUGGCAAAUUCCUUCAGCACGAGCUGAAGCCCAAUGGCAGAAACAUUCCUGUUACAGAGGAGAAUAAGAGAGAAUAUGUGAGGCUCUACGUGAACUGGAGGUUCAUGCGUGGCAUUGAGGCCCAGUUCCUCGCUCUACAAAAAGGGUUCAAUGAGCUCAUCCCACAGCACCUGCUCAAGCCUUUUGACCACAAGGAGCUUGAGCUAAUCAUUGGAGGCCUGGGGAAGAUCGAUCUGAAUGACUGGAAAGCCAAUACGCGCCUGAAACACUGUGUGGCUGACAGCAACAUAGUGAAGUGGUUCUGGCAAGCCGUGGAGUCUUUUGAUGAGGAGCGGAGAGGGCGGCUGCUCCAGUUCGUCACGGGCUCCACACGUGUGCCCCUGCAAGGCUUCAAAGCACUCCAAGGUUCUACAGGUUCUGCAGGACCAAGACUGUUCACUAUCCAUUUGAUCGAUGCCAACACGGAUAAUUUACCCAAAGCCCACACAUGCUUUAACCGUAUCGACAUUCCGCCUUAUGAGUCUUACGAGAAGCUCUAUGAGAAGCUCCUGACUGCCGUGGAGGAGACAUGUGGCUUUGCUGUGGAGUGAAACUCCUCUUUCAGUUUGCCCGCCUGCCGGCAUCAGUUAACCCGCCUAACAGCCCCUUUACCCCCUUCUCAUCCCUACUCUCCCCCAGGGAGCACAGACUCAUGCCAUACUGCAUGCUCCCGUGAGACCCGCGAGCCCUUCUCCCAGGAGCACAGAGGGGGCAGCUGCUACCCAGGGAUAGGAACUAUUACACACAGCCUGGUUCACACACAGGCUACUCAUGGACUAUUUAUUCUUGGUGUGAAUCUCACUCUCUUUUUUUGGCAUUAUUUUGAUGACAGGUACAACAAAAAACAGGCUUUUUUGUAUCACUGAAACAACUGGUUCUAGUCUUAAUUUUGAAUGUAAUUCACAUUUUACAUUGUACCACCUAGCUGUAAUAACCUGAUCCUCCCUGACCACCUGUGAUCUGAAAUAGACCUCACUUUUUAAUUUGGCCAAAAUCAUUACCAUAGCUGGGAAACAAAGUGACAACCCAAUCUACUUAAUGUGUAUGUGGAAGCAACAAAUGGGCUGGAUGUUUCAUUAUUAUGCUCAAAUUGAGAUGUAGAUUAUGUGAUUAUCCUGCCCCCAUUUUUUCUGCCUUCUAUGAUACAAUAACAUUGUACUUUUCAGUGGUAUACAUUACUUAAAUUGUAGAUCACUGUCAUUUUUGUAUUAGGCAUUUUAACUUGAAUGCUUGUUGGAAAUAUAUUAACUUUAUUCCUUAACCUCUUCUUGCCCUAUCAAGGAUAUGAAAAUUUGUCAAGUCUUGGCCCCUUUGGGACUGAAAUGGCGAUCCAAAGUGUGGAUACUAACAGAAGUACAUGCUUUAGUUCAUGGCCCACAUACACUCUAAAGAGAGACGGAGAGCCUUUGAAAAUUCUGAUGUCAGCAUUAUCUACAAUAAGCCAGUAUUCUCCAUGACACCUUUUAAACUAACCUUUAAACUUCAGUCUUUUGCACAUUGCACAUUUUAUUUUAUUUUUUUUUAAUUAUUUGUAGAGCAUUUCUAUUUCUAUCAACAAAUAGCUCCUGUUAAGAGGUAAUCUUGAGCAAGUGAUCCCAUGUAUAGAGAGUCAAGCAAUCUCAGUUUCUAUCUGUUUUUGCAUUACCUGCAGAUCUAAAGUGGACUACUACCCUUGGUUCCUUUUCCAUUGCAUGGGUGAUUUAUAAAUGAUGUGGUUUUUGUAAUCAUAAAUGUUUUGGAGAAACUCAUAUAGUCCUCAAGUUGAAUUGGACUGUGCUGAUUCAGUUCCCUUGUUGACUUUGCAUUAACUGGUCAUAAUUUGUCUUCAUAAUGUGCUUUCUAUCACACAUUUUUCUGCAAGACUGUUAUGUCUGUCACUGAAACCACUUUUUAAACCGGCAACUUGUCUAUGGCACUUUGACUAGCACAUAAGUACAGUGUCCCCAGUAGUGAAAAGCUGAUGACUUGGACAGCAGUGCUUUCUUGAAGACCCUGUUGAGCUGUUGUGGUUCUCUGAUAUUUGUGCAUAUUUUAUAAUGUCAGACACAUUAUGUUUAGGUCAGAGCAGGUUAGAGCAGUGAGGGGGGUCUGAGACUUCAUUUUGUAAUGCUUGAUGUGCAUGGCACCAGAUUAUUCUUCAUAAAAAAAGUUGAAAGAAAAAUGAGCCAACUUUUUAGUUGUGUGUUCUGCAACCACUUGAUCUUUUUUUUUUAACUAAUUAUUUAUUACUAUGUAAUGUCCUUUUUAUGUAUUGCUGCUAUUAUCGUUAUUCCCUGUUUUUCAGAAAAGGCCGAUUUCUUGUGAAAGCUGUACACUACUCUAUUUUAUGUAUGAAUCAUAGUAUUUAAACCUGCUGCUAAUUCAGAGAAGCCUGUCCCUUGGCCUGGAUUGAGUUAGCAUUGAGGUAGGCCCGACCCUGGUGGUCAUGUCCAUGUUUGUGAUAUAUGCAAUAAAGUCCAACAUCUUUA
Messenger RNA from Electrophorus electricus (electric eel), 4308 nucleotides. RefSeq names its product SMAD specific E3 ubiquitin protein ligase 1 (gene smurf1). Gene Ontology annotation, molecular function: SMAD binding; ubiquitin protein ligase activity. Gene Ontology annotation, biological process: protein ubiquitination; negative regulation of BMP signaling pathway; proteasome-mediated ubiquitin-dependent protein catabolic process. NCBI's taxonomy places the organism in Eukaryota, Metazoa, Chordata, Actinopteri, Gymnotiformes, Gymnotidae. Gene Ontology annotation, cellular component: cytoplasm. The record is from RefSeq and is a predicted model, not a curated record.